AUGGCAAACGUGCUUCUUGCUGACUGUAAGGGUUAUUUAAAGGAAUGUCGAGCACUUUGCGAUAUCGGUUCCCAGGUGAGCUUCGUUUGUGAAUCAUUAGUAACUGUUUUGAAUCUUCCUAGAAGUCCCUGCGAGUUGCAAAUCGAGGGCAUUGAUCGAAGCCUUUCAACUCGUACCAAAGGUGUUGUCAGAGUUAGUAUGCAGUCUCAUGUGGACGAGAAGUUCCAGAUCAGCUUUGAUGCGUUCAUCAUUGAUUCAAUCACGUCUAUGGCUCCUUCUACUAAUAUAGACAUCCGGACCAGUCAUCACUUAAGGGAUCUUUGUUUAGCUGAUCCGGAAUUCGGUAUACCAGGUCCCGUAGAAUUACUGAUUGGCGCAGAUAUUUGGCCUGCUCUCGUAUUAAACGAUGUUGUCGUCGGUUCUCAUAACGAACCAUGUGCAUUACACACUCGUCUGGGAUGGGUAGUGCUAGGGCCAGUAGCAUCGAACGAGUCGAAGUCAACCCUUUUCUCAUCACUCAUUGACGUUUCCGAUGAUUCUACCAACGAUGAACUUCUAAGAAAAUUUUGGGAAGUAGAGGAGCCUCCUGAUAACAUCAAGGCGGAGGUGGACGAAUGUGAAGAGAUUUUCGCAAGUACGGUUGCGCGACAUCCGAAUGGUCAAUAUAUAGUACAGAUACUAUUUCGAUCUGAUGCCCCUCCACUUGGAAAUUCACAUUCGGCGGCACUUCGGCAAUUUUUGAAACUAGAGCGGACAUUGGCAAACGACUAUGUACUGAGGGCGAAAUACGUGGAGUUCAUGAGGGAAUACAUUAAUUUGGGACAUAUGAAAGCAAUCGAUGCUCCUCCAGUUGACAUGGGAAGCCGUUAUUACAUCCCUCACCAUGCUGUUUUGACCAAAUUCAGAGUAGUGUUUAACGCAUCGUCUAAAACAACAAACGGUGUAUCUUUUAACGAUACACAAAUAAGUGGACCACAGCUACAGGACAACCUGGUUGACAUACUUCAUCGAUUUCGGCGGUAUUCGGUAGCUCUCACAGCCGAUAUCAAAAAGAUGUUCCGACAGGUAAUGAUGGACUCCAGGCAUCGAAAAUGGCAACAGAUCCUUUGGAGGGAGGGCCCUAAUGAACUCUUGCGUACCUAUCAACUUAAGACAGUGACGUACGGUAUGGCGAGCAGUCCUUUUAAUGCUAUUAGGUCAUUGAGACAGUGUGCAUACGAUAAUUCGAAAGUGAUCGCUGACGUCAGCCGGGCAGCCGCAGCACGAGACAGCAUCCUUCAUAGCUUCUAUGUUGAUGAUUAUUUGGAAAGUGUCCACACGACAGAACUGGCCAUCAACCGUGCACGAGACGUUGAUGCCAUUCUUCAACAAGGUAAAUUUGAGUUAGACAAAUGGAACUCCAACUGCGUUCAGACCCUGGAAGGAAUCAGUGGCUCUAAGGCGUCAGCAUCGGAGAUAAAUUUUAGCGAUUCCAGCACAACGGUAUUGGGCCUUCACUGGAAUCCUAUUUCUGAUACGUUAUUCUUCAAGGUUAAGGUAUGUAACUUUGACACAAUUCCUACUAAACGGAUUGUUUUGAGUGAUAUUGCAAGGUUGUAG
Bactrocera dorsalis (oriental fruit fly) is the source of this 1599-nucleotide messenger RNA. RefSeq lists its product as uncharacterized. The record is from RefSeq and is a predicted model, not a curated record. Lineage: Eukaryota; Metazoa; Arthropoda; Insecta; Diptera; Tephritidae. The transcript has a single exon. Bases 1 to 1599 code for a protein of 532 amino acids.